Messenger RNA from Aspergillus alliaceus, 8673 nucleotides. It is a transcript of the gene gtb3, whose product is annotated as glycosyltransferase family 4 protein. Bases 1 to 8673 code for a protein of 2890 amino acids. NCBI's taxonomy places the organism in Eukaryota, Fungi, Ascomycota, Eurotiomycetes, Eurotiales, Aspergillaceae. Gene Ontology annotation, molecular function: glycosyltransferase activity. The transcript has 3 exons. The record is from RefSeq and is a predicted model, not a curated record.
AUGGCCGAAAUCCUCCCCGUCUCACCUCUGGGGUGGGAUAAGAUGAAAGAGCAUUGGUGGCAGUUCGUGUUCAUCGGCAUUUUAAUAGCUAGUGUUGCUGCAGGUUGCUUGUACCUUCUGUAUUCCGGAACAAAGAGAGUUCGCAAGUACUAUAAGACAAGGCCACGCUCAGAGAAGGUGACGCCUGUUGUAUCUCAACGGUUGGCCAGUCUUUCUAACAAAUUACUCCAUCUGCCAAAUAUACAAAGGCGCAAGCCGUCUUCUUUUGGCAUCUAUCUGGGUUCAUUUAGUUCCCCACCGGACAGGGAUCAACUUCGACUUCUCAACGAAUGGGACCUGUUGAUUGUUGACCCCUUCCAGUCCGGCACGGCUCAAGCCAUUCGGUAUACAGAGAGCAAGCAGCUAAUAGGAAGAGUGGACCUUGACCAUGUUCUCUCAAAGGAGGAGUCGACAUUAUCAGCACUUGAGAAGAUCGAGAACCUUCUCACCGGGACAUUUGAUGGUGCAAACUUCAGCGGAAUGGUACUCGCCAAUUGGGAAGGGAAAUUCCCUGCCCCCGUAUUCACUAAGCUCGUCGAGGUGAUCGAUGAGUUGGGCUUGGCGGUCUACGUGGAGACGGCACCCCCCGACUUUCUAGAGGACCACAAUUCCUUGCAGAGUCCUGCUAUUUCCGGAAUCGUAGUUCAAAAUGCUAGCAUACUGCCAGACGGCCAGAAACGUGACUACUUUCAAAUCGUGAAGAUGCAACCCACCAUCAAGGCGUUUGUCUCCGAGGCGUGCGUGAGAGAUUUCGUAGUGAUGGCAUGGGAGACGAUCGACGACAACGCCUCACUAUCGAAUGCCGUUGUUCAAAGGUCUCUACAGUGGUGUAACUUCUACAGCACAAUUCCGUGGAUUGGCCGGAAAUCCGCUCUUACAAACGCUGCCCUGAACGUCACGAUUCCAGAGCCCCUUUCCGCUUUUGGAUGGCUGAAAGAUGUCGAAAUAAUCAAAGCUCACGAUCGCUGGCGCUCGAACUUACACAUCAAGAAUAGUGGUGCAUCUGACAUGAAUGCUUGGAACACCUUAUUGCCAUUUUUCCCUGCCCUGGAAGACUUGCUUACUUCAUCUGAAUAUGGCCAGGCUGAGAGCAACGAUUUAACGACAAAAAUGCGUGACCCGCCGGAGUGGGUAGCGCAAGUCAAAUCUCUAGGGUGUCCGCUGUCCAUAUCAAUGGCUGGCAUCGAAUAUAACUCGUUUGGUUGCUUCCCCCUUGGAUCUGAGGCGACAGCGGUCGCAUUUGCUGAAGUCCUCCAGUCUCAACAGCGCCUCAAAUCACUUGGCUUGCUCCACCCGGUUCCUACCUCGAAAGUUCAGAGCCUCGGUCUGCUACUUAAAAAGUUUCACGAAUCAUAUAUGCUUCCCAACUCCACUAGCUCAGACCCUUAUGUACUUCCCAACGCGACAUCGGACCAAUUAGCAGCCUCGAUCAAGGAACUGUCCAACAUGGCAUCAAAUGGCUCAUUACAGGUCAGCCUCGGACUGGAUUCAGGUCUUCGCAAGAGUGUUGAUGUGCGAUUUUGGGCAGUUUAUCAGAUGGACUCGGAUGGCUUCGAGGUUUUCGCUUCAAAGAACGCUCAAGGUCUUGCAGGAACGGUGCUACAUACAUUCUUAUCUGCCAAAGGUUACCCUCGUCAUGUUUGCUUUGAAGUAGAAACUGCUUUGGCCAAAUGGUCCCAAGAUCUCGUCAGAGAUACUGGACUUCCUCGCCGACUCGUCCAAGAUAUCGACAUGCUGAGCCCAGAGGAGCGACUGCUUCAACUCCAGCACCUCUCUUUGACUGAUUCCUAUAGUGAGGUCUCUGACACCAUCUGUGCAUAUAUCCGGAGACUGCUCAUCGAUGCGCCUUCGCUCGCUCAGUUGAAGGAGCUUAACACGGUCUCGUACCUUGAGGGCUCUGCUUCUCCUGAAGUGUUGAUCAAUACUCGUGUUAAGUGGUACCAAGAACAGGGAAGCCAGCAUCCUUCCCCUUCAAAAUGUCUCGCAUUGUUCUACCAGGCGGAUGCGACUUUCACUCAGAUCCUGAAGGAGCAUCGCGAAGGGGACCUUGCCUUAAUAUCAAAGGGCUUCUGCCAGCUGCUGCAGAAUGACCACGUUGAUGCGUACAUGGAUAUCAUGGCAUUGGCACUGUUCUGUGCUGCAAGGAAAGGAGCCAUUGAUGAGAUUUAUACUGAGGUGACAGAUCGUAACCCGUUGUUUAACAACCAAUCGGACCAAGCGGCUGCUUUCUCAGAGUCGUUUGCUCUCGGGUCACGCUGUGAGGCCUACUUUGAUGUUCAGCCUAGCGCGUUUGGGAAACUGCUCUCUGAUCGGUUCAGAAGGGAGUACAACGACGAAAAGCUCCCCAAUUGGAUAAAUGGCGCGCCCGAGAUGGCCACAUCUUAUGCCGGUGCCCAAAUCGAUGUCAAUCCGGACCAUAAGGUUAAACCGAUGCCAGGCUAUCAGCGAUUUACAUUCCUGAGUGUUUUUGCAUUUCCGGCCUUGAUUGACAUUAUUCUGCUCACAAUCAUCGGUCGUGGUCUCUACCUUUCGGCCUUUAUGACCAAUGACGAGUUACAGAGUGCCACUAUCGCUUUGAUGAUCUCCCUUCUCCUAUCCGGUGCAAUCGGUACGAUGAUUGCUUGUGGAGGACCCUACUACCUCAUUUCAAUGGCGUUUGCGGCGUCAAACAUGUUUGUCCUCAUCAGACUAAUUGCAGGCUUCGCGUUUACCAUUGCGACUGGGUUGAUUGGAUUCGUUGUCAUCUCUGGUGUAAAAAGCCCGCGGGCUGGCAUUAUCUUCUAUCUUUAUCUAGUCGGCUUGACGAUCUACCUUACAGGAUUCGCUACCCUCGCCAGCUUUAGUUACCCUGGAACCGCUUUUUUGUCUGGGCGCAAAGUGAUCUUCUCCUGCAUACCUAUUCUUUUCAUCUCGCCUAUCAUUACUACAUGGAGUGGACAUGAUUCGGCUAUCUAUAUUGCUGUGAUGUAUGUGUUCAUCGGAUUUUUGCUACUCGGAUUACGGUCAGUUGCCUCAAAAUGGGUGACCUGGUACCAGAACAUUAGGAGGACGGACGAUACGGAAAUCCGAAAAUGGUACAUCGCCACGUACGGUAAUGACGACGAGAAGGUCUUCGGAAACCUGAGUGAUCCAGCUGUCCUGAAGCUGUCGAGAGAUGCACUUCUUAAGGAUGUUCUAGCUGAAAAGUCCCGGAGCUUCCUCUCCAAGCCUACAACCGAUACGCUAGUCCGUGAGCUUGCGAGAGAUUGGGAUUCGACAAACUUUCUUCUCGACUGGUAUUGUCGCUACGCGGAUGUGCCCCGGCCAAUCCCAUUCAGCUCUUCUUGGAACAUCCAGACUAAGGUUGGUCUUGACGUUCUUCGCAACUCACAGAAAGGAAUCCGGUUGCAUAACGCCUUUAUCCAUUGGCGCCAAUCGAGCCAAGAGAUAGGCUGCGGAAUCCUGUACUUUAUCAUAGCCCUGCUGGAUAAAUGGGUUGAUCUAUUGAGUGGUGGACAACUCGGUGGUUUCUUACCCUCGUUUUCAGAUCCAAAUGCCCCUCGGAUGGCCGUCGGCUUUGGGUUGGCGUACUAUCUCAUUGGUGCUGUUCUCAUUGAUACUAAAGCCCAAGAGCUCCAUGAGCUUGUGGGUAAGCAUUCAGCCGUAGCCGUGGACUCAGCCAAGGAUAUACGCCCUUCGCAGAAGCGCGAUGUGAGAUUCAAGAGACAGGUUUACUGGAAGACCUUUUUCAAGUUUCUUAUGUGGCUUGUAUGGAGUUUGGCUAUCGCAACAGCAUUGAUCUGGACUUUCCAAGCACCACCAGAAGCGAUGAUCAUGUUUUUUGCCUACGUGUUGUCCUAUACUGGCCUGCUGUGGUACCAAUAUACAAAGAUUUUCACCGGUCCGCACGCUUUCAUACCACUUAUGGCUGGUGUGGCCGUUGGAUUACCUAUUGGUAUUGGACUCAGAGUAUCCUUAGGUAAUAACUUCUUGUACUCGCAGGUGAUUGGGCUAGGAGCUGCCACAUGGACAGUUGCUAUCCUUUCCCUUUUCACCGCCAAGAUGGGCAUGCCCAAAAAGGUCGAUUCGCCGGUGGAACUUGGAAAGACAUUUCACGCUUAUACCGCUCCGUGGGCGGAUCCCGAGUGGUCGCAGCAAGAGCUGCAGACAUUCUAUGAAGGAAUAUCAUUUGUCUCUGCCGAUGCGCGGUUGAAACUCGUUCCGGGUGCCCAUCCUGGUAUUGAAGUUAAGAACAUUCUGCUUUCGCGGAGGAUAGAGCCGAGAAUUGAGGAGGCUUUCCCAGAUGCGAAGAAACUCAUCAGUACGGCUCUGGGCGCAUGGGAAACGGGUGGAAUAUCCAUUGAACUUGUUCCGUUGGGCUCACUUGGUCCAAACAUCCAAGCUUUGAGCUGUAGUAUGGCUGGUCACCUGCAAAUUGCCAUUUGCGUUGGCCGAGGACUGGAUGAGCGGAUUGAUGUCAGUGCUAACUGCCAGGUCAUCGCCGAGACUCUACUUCACGCGGUCGCCGAAUCGAUGAUGCGAAUGCCACAUGAAUACGCGGUGCUUUCUGAGUCUCUCGUUACCGCAGGUGUUACCGAAACCACCGCUCGACAACUCCGGGAGGAACCCGAUACCCCGGUCGUCGUUCGCUGGGCAAAGAAGGAGCUUCUGCGACAGCUAUGUCUCGGGUUCGAGUGUGAUUCUCACUGGGAGAAGCUGCCUCAGAACAUCAGGAAUACGUUGUUGGAUCGUUGCCUUGGUAGACCGUGUCUAUUGUCUGAUGUUAGUGUGAAGUGGCUCCAAGACAGCCUUUGUCGGUUUGACACGGAUGAUUUGAACGUGCACGUUGCUCGCUGCAACCUGGGAGCUGCAACUGCUGUUAGUAUUCUCGACUAUGCAAACUAUGGAACCGGUGAAGCAGGAGCUAUAAAAGAUCCGGAAAUCCCUAUAUAUAUUCCAGCUAUCCCGAAGAAGCUUCCUAUGGUCAUGUCUCUCGUCCAGAAGCCGUGGAGCUAUGCGUAUCACGCUAUUGGCACUGGGAUCAAGUUCUUUAUUGCCGCUUUACUUGCAGAUCCCGAAUUCCAGAGAGAGUUUGAUCAUGUCAUGAGUGAACGCCACAAGUUAAUUCGGACACCGCUUACGUUUCUGCUAAACAUGGUCUGGCUAUACGCUAAAGUGGUGCAAGAUAUUGGAUUAUCAUUUUUCUUGUUCCAUGGUCGGCCCAAUGUGAAACGGCUUUGGAACGAAACCAAGGGUAUUACCGUCAGUGUCAAGAAAAGUCGCUUCAUUGUUCAGAGUUUGGAGGGUACCUUCACUGCUUUCAGACACAAUGAACCUGAUGGCGGUUUUAAGGUGUACUAUUACUCUGGAGAGCACAAGACAGAACCAGAGGGUACAAAGCUUCUCAAAUACGUCAGCACAUACUCGAAGGACAUGCUUUUACUUAUCCGGCAGGAGUUCAAGGAUGGCAAGGUGCUCAACGAGUAUCACUAUGACUACCGUGCUCCGACAAAGAAAAGCUUCACCCUAUCCAAGGCUUCGGCAACUCGAAUCCCCAUGGGCCGGCGUUGUGUACGCGGACAAAAUAACCUGCAAAGCGUUCAGUACAACCGUAAAGGUCUUAUUGAAGCCGGCUCCUACAUGAAGGAUGGGAACCUUAUUCGCUUCAAGUACCAUUAUCGCAAGAACCCUCGUUUCGGAGAUGAGUUAUUGCGCGCUGAGUUUUCGUUGACACAUAUCACAUGCACAGUUUCCUGGUGUGCACCUCCUCUUCGCCAUCCAGAAAAGGUCGAGCGGUGGAUUCCUCAUUCUAAGGUGACUGAAGCGACAUUUGUCCAGGGAGCUGAUGUCUAUGAGGCUCGUUGGUUGUACGAUCAUAAGUUCCAUCCCACGAUUUUCACGACACUCAAUGGACAAAAGGUGCAGACACCUCAGAUGAUCGAACACGACUUCUUAGGAGUCCUCGCCAAACCCAAACAAACAAGCUUCGUGAAUGAUAAUCCGCUCGUAUAUUGCGACAGUCUCAAUUCGAAUGUUCUUACUCGUUUCCUUGGGCUGACAACUAAGCGCUUCCCUGUGUCCACUUCUCGUGCCCGUUCAUUGCUAUGGAAAGCCUGGAAAGACCGUGUGGACUUUGACGCGAUUAUGGUCCGUUGGAUGGAUGAGCGACUCCUGCGGAGAGAUAAGACACUGGCUCCUUACUGGCGCGCUCGUAAUCGUGGUGAUCUGGCUACGGCGAAAAAGUAUCUGGAGCUCCGCGCUGAUUCCGUCACCGCCAGCGCUGAUCUGGAUGAUAACAUCUCCAGUUGGACCCCUCUUGCGGUGAAAAUAAGUGAUCUUUUCAACUUCGGACCAGGAGGUGAUGCAGUAGUCCACACUAGGUCUAAGGACUUCGGCUCCGACACCGAGAAAUCGUUGCAUGUCAUGGCUGCUGAUACUGGUACUUGGCCGAACGAAGGAGGUGGUGUAUCCGCCUGUCGACGUGAUAUGAUUAACUCGUUAAGGACAAUUAAGUGGCAUAUGAUUUGCGAAGCCGCAAAUGAUUUUGGUAUUCCCAAGCAUCAGACGGAGCAAAAUAUUCUGUCAUUGAAAGUGGUUCCACUUUGGGGCUUGGACUUCCUGAACCCGACACAUGGUCUCUUCAGGAACAAACUCGAUUCCGAAGUAGAAAAUGUCACCUCUGCCAGUGAUAUGGACAUCAAGCUCAACUUCAUCCCAAUCCUGACCGCUCUAGUGAAGGGAGCCCGUGCGACUCACCUUUCAAAGGCUGAUAUCCACCAGGCAACUCGGGCUUUGGUCAACUUGAACACAUACUUCCAGGAUUCGCGGCAUUGGACCCAGAUUUGGAACAGCGACAUUGUCAAAGAAAGCUGGAGAGAUCUUUGGCUUACCCAAGAGAUGCCUAAUACCGUUCCAUCGUCCGAGUGGUUCCGCACUGAGCUUCCAACCCUAGCGUCACUUGAUACUGCUCUGGAGCUCUGGUAUCGCUAUCUCUUCAUUUUCUCGAUUCCAAUUCCUGAGAAGAUCCCAAGCAUCUUCCAAGCAUCCCAUCACAGUGUCAGUGCAUCUUAUGGAGUUGUGUGCAAAAUGAAGAGAAACUGCACUUUGCAGAUCUGGGAUCAUGCCAUUAGCUGGCGUGAAACGAACCUUUGUUUGUCCUCAGCCCUUUGCAAGCUUUCUCCGUUCGUUCGAAAUGCUCUUCUGGGAUUGAUGCGGAUCACGUCAGCUCUUACAUUGCAUCACGCCGACAUUAUCCUCCCUUGUGCGGAUUUCUUUAACCCGGGCUGGGAAGUUGAAAUUGGUACCUGCCAAGGGACCAUUGAACAUCGCAACGUUUUCCGUAGAAAAGUCGAUCCCGUUGUCAAUGGUAUUACCGACAUGCAGAAAUUCGCCCCCGUGAAGGAGAUCAAGUCUCAGCGCCCUACAGUCACUAUGUUGUCGCAUGUGUGGUAUGCCAAGGAUAUCAAGACAGCUCUUCUUGCUGCCGACAUCAUUAUCAACCAGUGGAAAUUCGAUGAUUAUCACCUGGACAUCUAUGGAGCUAUCGACAAGGCACCAACAUAUUCUACCGAAUGCCAGGAGAUCAUCGCCUCCAAGGGUCUCCGAGGCAAGGUUACUCUCCGUGGUACCGCAGAUCCGAUGAAAGUGCUCGAAAACACCUGGCUGUUCCUUAACUCCUCAUUGUCUGAAGGUCUGCCCUUGGCUUUGGGAGAAGCUGCCCUGACUGGUGCCCCCGUGGUAUGUACCGAUGUUGGUGCAUCUCUUCGUGUUCUGAGUGACCCAGACGACUUCUCUCGCUACAGUGCCGUCGUUGCACCCAAUGAUGCCCAUGCUCUCGCAAAAGCGCAGAUCACCAUGCUCGGCCUUCUGGGAGAAUGGAGCCAGUAUACCGAUGACACUGAGCCGGCACCUGUACUUACCUCCUCCCCAACACCAGAAGAUGUUGCCAAGAUCACUCGUCGCAUGUACGAGAAGAGCGAAUAUCGCCGCAAACUCGGUAUGAAGACCCGCGAUAUCGUCCAAAAAUCAUUCAGUGGCGACCGGUAUCUCCGCGAACACGAGCAGAUGCUCUGGAUUGGCAAGUCCGCCAAGAUUAUGGCCAACAGGGUUGGAGGAGCCAUCACCGAGCCCACAGACAUAGCGACUGCCAUGCGCCAGACUCUUCCGAUCGAAGAGGAAGUUAUCACCAUCCCACGCAGCGCCGUGCACUCGUGGCGCUCUUCUACCGCGUCGGGCGUGUCAGGCGUCUCGACCGUGUACAGCGGUGUGUCAAAUUUCCCAAUGCUGAACGGCUACCACCGCCCGUCCUCUAUUCGCUCUGGUAUAACCAAUACUUCGACGGAUACAGAAUCUUUCCUCCCUCUCCCAAGUAGCUCCUCUCUCCCUGUCUUCGCUCCUCGUCAGACCCUAGCAUAUCCCAGUACUCCAGAUGGUCGCCUCUCACCUUCUGGACGACUCUCGCCGCUGCCCAACCCUAGAAGCAGUGGUCGUCGAUCCAUGUCGACCGCAGGCCGCGAGCAGCUCCGCGGUCUCGGACGCGAAGAACUAAACCCCUACCGCAAUUCAGACGUCAGUACGAUCAUGAGAGAUGAAUUCCUCCAAUCAAGCAUCUACAGGAACAUCGAGGGCAACAACAGCAACAGCAACAUGAUCUGA